GCCGGGCCCCCUUAAGAGGAUCUUGGCGCGCAGCUGUCCCGCCAGGUUAUCGGGGUGAGCACCGACCGGCGGAGGGAGCCGCGAAGGGGCGCACGCUUGGCACCAUGACCCAGACGCCCGCCUUCGACAAGCCCAAAGUGGAACUGCAUAUCCAUCUAGAUGGGGCCAUCAAGCCUGAAACCAUCUUAUACUACGGCAGGAAGAGGGGCAUUGCCCUCCCCGCCGACACCGCAGAGGAGCUGCAGGCCAUCAUCGGCAUAGACAAGCCGCUCAGCCUCCCGGGCUUCCUGGCCAAGUUUGAGUACUACAUGCCCACCAUCGCGGGGUGUCGGGAGGCUGUCAAAAGGAUUGCCUAUGAGUUCGUCGAGAUGAAGGCCAAGGAGGGCGUGGUGUACGUGGAGGUGCGCUACAGCCCACACCUGCUGGCCAACUCCAAAGUGGACCCAAUCCCCUGGAACCAGGCCGAAGGGGACCUCACCCCGGAUGAGGUGGUGGCUCUGGUGAGCCAGGGCCUGCAGGAGGGAGAGCGAGACUUCGGGGUGAAGGUGCGAUCCAUCCUGUGCUGUAUGCGUCACCAGCCCAACUGGUCCCCGGAGGUGGUGGAGCUGUGUAAGAAGUACCGGCAUCAGACCGUGGUGGCCAUGGACCUGGCCGGAGACGAGACCAUGGAAGGGAGCAGCCUCUUCCCGGGUCACGUGAAGGCCUACGAGGAGGCUGUGAGGAGCGGCAUUCACCGCACUGUCCACGCAGGGGAGGUGGGCUCCCCGGAGGUGGUGAGAGAGGCUGUGGACACGCUCAAGACGGAGAGGCUGGGACAUGGCUACCGCACGCUGGAGGACGAGGCCCUUUAUGCCAGGCUGCGGCAGGAAAACAUGCACUUUGAGGUCUGCCCCUGGUCCAGCUACCUCACAGGCGCCUGGAAGUUGGGCACGGAGCACGCAGUGGUUCGGUUCAAACAUGACCAGGCUAACUACUCACUCAACACGGAUGACCCACUCGUCUUCAAGUCCACCCUGGAAACAGAUUACCAGAUGACCAAAGAGGGAAUGGACUUCACCGAAGAGGAGUUCAAGAGACUGAACAUCAAUGCAGCCAAGUCCAGUUUCCUCCCAGAAGAGGAGAAGGAGGCGCUUCUUGAUCUGCUCUAUGACGCCUACGAGAUGCCACCUCCGGCUGCUGCAGGGCUGCAUCCCUGAAGACGUCACGGCCACCUCUCCAAGUCCUCACCCUGUGGAUGGAGCCUCCCCAGUGCUGUGCGGUUGAACGACACUUAACUGUACUCCUUCAAGGAAGACUGGCGUAGCUAGUGCCGCUCCUGAAGCCCGUGUGCCUGUUUCCACACACACAGCACCUUGGCACGCCGUAUCUCUCCUCGGACUACAGGCCAGAGUCUGGUGAAUCGGAACCCGUCCUCCUAUGGGGACUCGUGCUGAAAUCUGGUGCUCAAUAAAGAAGCCAAUGGCUGGUA
Molecule: messenger RNA, 1468 nt
Organism: Ailuropoda melanoleuca (giant panda)
Lineage: Eukaryota; Metazoa; Chordata; Mammalia; Carnivora; Ursidae
Gene: ADA
Product: adenosine deaminase
Exons: 12
Coding region: 105-1196 (363 amino acids)
Biological process (GO): hypoxanthine salvage; inosine biosynthetic process; adenosine catabolic process
Cellular component (GO): cytosol; external side of plasma membrane
Molecular function (GO): adenosine deaminase activity
Source: RefSeq, a predicted model, not a curated record